CGGCUCGUUUCUCGAAAGUCGAAACCCGACCCCAGCCUGUAAUGACGAAAUCCCAACUUCGCCCACAGGCCACAGCACUAGCUCCUUAGUCGUCGUAAGUCGUAUCUUCUUCUAAAGUUCUAAUAUUCCCAACUGAUUCCAGAGCUUCCAUUCUCUUACCGCUCUCACUUCCAAAAUUGAAAAGCAAAAGCAACUGAUAUCUACUAGUCUUUGGUUUCAAUUACUGAUGACUAGCAGAGGCAUUAGGGUUUUGUUCCUGAUCUUUGAAAAGCUUUGAAUUUUGCUUAACAAAAUGCGUUCCAACUAUUUUCGAAGCUUUCUCGCUUUUCUUCUGAAGUUCCUGAAUUUCUUACAAACCUUUGUCGGGGUCUCCAUUAUAAUCUACUCCGCAUGGAUGCUCAAUCAAUGGAACAAGCACUCUCAGAAUCCUCUUCCUUCUCCUCCUCCUCCUCCUUCGGCUCCGUCACCGGAGCUUCCUGUGCCUCUUUUGUUGAAUUCGGAUAUGGUUAGGGUUUUUGGGCAGAACCUUCAGUUGAACUUGGCGGCAGAAUUGGUUUCUGGGCUAGACGACGGGCUCCAAUUUGAAUUGAACAAACUUCCUGCUCCAUGGUUCAUUUACUCUUUUAUGGGAGUUGGCAUCCUGCUAUGCUCAAUUACUUGCAUUGGCCACAUUGCCGCUGAAUCAGUCAAUGGCUGUUGCCUUUGUUUUUAUACCCUACUUAAAACUAUUCUCAUUUUACUAGAAGCAGCUUUGGUGGCUUUUAUUGUAUUUGUUCAUAGCUGGGAGAAGGAACUUCCAUAUGACCCAACUGGGGAACUUGACAAUCUGCGAUCAUUCAUUUUGAAUAACAUUGAUAUAUGCAAGUGGGUUGGCAUCACUAUGGUUACAAUUCAGGCACUUUCUCUGCUGCUGGCACUGAUCUUGCAGGCCAUGGUUUCCACUAGGAGACGUGACUAUGACAGUGAUGAUGAUUAUGCUAUUAUUAGGGGUAGAACUAGGCAGCCACUAUUGAAUCCGCAAAUAAGCCAGACAACUGGUUCAACCUCAGUUAACAGCAAAGGAACUCACUCUGACAUUUGGAGUACACGUAUGAGGGAAAAGUAUGGAUUAAACUCAACAGAUGCCAAAUGUGGUUUACUGGACCAGAAUUCGCCACUUACAAGCGGUGAAAAUCAGAAGAGAUGUUCUAUAAUGUAGGAGGGAGAAAUGGGCUGCCAGUUGUGUUGUGACUUGUGAACGUGUGUCAGCAAAUACUUGUGUUAAUUCUUUCUUCGUGUCUGCCCUUCUAAAAAGAUCUCUGAUGUACAUAAGCUCGUGAAGAGUGUGCUUGUUAUCUACAUUUGGUUUACGGGUGGUGAAAAUAUGAUGAAUGUUCACCCUUAUUGAAAAGAGAGGCUUGUGGUUGGGCCUCUAAGCAUAAUAUAAUUUCGUCUAAAAAUUUCCUGAAAUGUCCAAUUCAUGUGAAAACUUUUGAAUCCGAUGCGUGUGGAGACUGUUGAUUCUCUUUGUAUAUUAAUUCUUUAAGGAUUUGUGAAUUUGAUGUGCAUGACAGUAUGAGGGUGUCAAUUCUCCUUGUAGACUCAAGUUUCAAGUUCAUUGAAGGGUUAAUGGCUGUAUUCAAUUGUUGUAUUUA
Molecule: messenger RNA, 1634 nt
Organism: Nelumbo nucifera (sacred lotus)
Lineage: Eukaryota; Viridiplantae; Streptophyta; Magnoliopsida; Proteales; Nelumbonaceae
Product: tetraspanin-20
Source: RefSeq, a predicted model, not a curated record